Neogale vison (American mink) is the source of this 6136-nucleotide messenger RNA. RefSeq names its product mannose receptor C type 2 (gene MRC2). Lineage: Eukaryota; Metazoa; Chordata; Mammalia; Carnivora; Mustelidae. The record is from RefSeq and is a predicted model, not a curated record. Gene Ontology annotation, molecular function: signaling receptor activity. The transcript is spliced from 30 exons. The coding region runs from base 576 to 5030 and encodes 1484 amino acids.
GCCCCACCGGCCCUCGCAGCCCAGGUCCCGCCACGCCGUGAAGUUUGCGGAAACUUUUGCCGUUGCUUCCCCGCCCGCGCCAGCCGGGGAGUUGUGACGCAGCGUCUGGGGCUUGAAGCCCGGACUGAGAAUAGAGGGACGGCGAGGCGGGGAAGAGGGAGGGCGGCGGAGAGCGAGAGAAAGAGCGCACGCCGGGGUCCUCCUCGACCGCGCGGAUUCUCCUCUCCGCCUCCCCUUUCUUUCCUCCCUUGGCGCUCUCUCUGCGGCCCCGGGCCCGCGCCCGCCCGCGCCUCCUCCCCUUCCCCUCCCACGCUGCCCGCUUCCCUUCCCCUCUGCCCCUCAAACCCUCCUCCCGGGUUCUGCGCUCCUCCCUCCGCCCUCCCUCCGCCCGGCCAGCCUUCUUCCCUCCUCCUCUCCUCUUCUCCCCGGGAGGCAUCACUUCGUCCCGACCGGAGGGAAGACGCCAGCCCCUCGCGGGCGAUCAUCACAGCCCUGCGCCCGCGCUGCCACCGCGCGCCACGCCCGUGCGCCCUCGGUCUCUCCAUCCCCCCGUCCCCCAGCGCCGCGCCGCGGGCAUGGAGCCCCGCCGGCCGGCCCCCGCGCCCUGGCCUCGUCACCUGCUGCGCUGCGUCCUGCUCCUCGGGGGUCUGCACCUCGGCCGGCCCGGCGCGCCCGUGUACGCCGCCGCCGCCGCCGCUCUCCCGGAGCCCAACGUCUUCCUCAUCUUCAGCCACGGACUGCAGGGCUGCCUGGAGGCCCAGGGGGGGCAAGUCAGAGUCUCCCCAGCCUGCAAUGCCAGUCUGCCCGCCCAGCGCUGGAAGUGGGUCUCCCGAAACCGGCUGUUCAGCCUGGGUACCAUGCAGUGUCUGGGCACAGGCUGGCCGGGCACCAACACCACAGCCUCCUUGGGCAUGUACGAAUGUGACCGGGAGGCGCUGAAUCUUCGCUGGCACUGUCGCACACUGGGUGACCAGCUGUCCCAGCUCCUGGGGGGUCGCACCGGCAACAUGUCCAAGGCUGGUGGCCCCGAGCGCGGCGACCAGACCCGCAGCGGCCAGUGGCGCAUCUAUGGCAGCGAUGAGGAUCUGUGUGCGAGGCCCUACUAUGAGGUCUACACCAUCCAGGGGAACUCCCACGGGAAGCCAUGCACCAUCCCCUUCAAGUAUGACAACCAGUGGUUCCACAGCUGCACCAGCACAGGCCGCGAGGACGGGCACCUGUGGUGCGCCACCACCCAGGACUACGGCAAGGACGAGCGCUGGGGCUUCUGCCCCAUCAAGAGUAAUGACUGUGAGACCUUCUGGGACAAGGACCAGCUGACUGACAGCUGCUACCAGUUUAACUUCCAGUCCACUCUGUCGUGGAGGGAGGCCUGGGCCAGUUGCGAGCAGCAGGGGGCAGACCUGCUGAGCAUCACGGAGAUCCACGAGCAGACCUACAUCAACGGGCUCCUCACUGGCUACAGCUCCACACUCUGGAUUGGCCUGAAUGACCUGGACACCAGUGGAGGCUGGCAGUGGUCCGACAACUCGCCCUUGAAGUACCUCAACUGGGAGAGUGAUCAGCCGGACAACCCGAGCGAGGAGAACUGCGGGGUGAUCCGCACGGAGUCCUCGGGCGGCUGGCAGAACCGCGACUGCAGCAUCGCGCUGCCCUACGUGUGCAAGAAGAAGCCCAACGCCACGGCCGAGCGCCGGCCUCCGGACGUGUGGGCCAACGUGAAGGUGGAGUGCGAGCCCAGCUGGCAGGCCUUCCAGGGCCACUGCUACCGCCUGCAGGCGGAGAAGCGUAGCUGGCAGGAGUCCAAGAAGGCGUGUCUGCGGGCUGGUGGGGACCUGCUCAGCAUCCACAGCAUGGCCGAGCUGGAGUUCAUCACCAAGCAGAUCAAGCAAGAGGUGGAGGAGCUGUGGAUCGGCCUCAACGACUUGAAACUGCAGAUGAAUUUUGAGUGGUCUGAUGGGAGCCUUGUGAGCUUCACCCAUUGGCACCCCUUUGAGCCCAACAACUUCCGGGACAGCCUGGAGGACUGUGUCACCAUCUGGGGGCCGGAGGGUCGUUGGAACGAUAGUCCCUGCAACCAGUCCUUGCCCUCCAUCUGCAAGAAGGCUGGCCAGCUGAGCCAGGGGGCGGCCGAGGAGGACCAUGGCUGCCGAAAGGGUUGGACAUGGCACAGCCCCUCUUGCUACUGGCUGGGAGAGGACCAAGUCACCUACAGUGAGGCCCGGCGCCUGUGCACCGACCACGGCUCUCAGCUGGUCACCAUCACCAACAGGUUUGAACAAGCCUUUGUCAGCAGCCUCAUCUAUAACUGGGAUGGUGAAUACUUCUGGACCGCCCUGCAGGACCUCAACAGCACGGGCUCCUUCCGCUGGCUCAGUGGGGAUGAUGUCAUGUAUACCCACUGGAACCGGGACCAGCCUGGGUAUAGCCGUGGGGGCUGUGUGGCCCUGGCCACAGGCAGCGCAAUGGGGCUGUGGGAAGUGAAGAACUGCACCUCCUUCCGGGCUCGCUACAUCUGUCGCCAGAGCCUGGGCACACCUGUGACGCCCGAAGUGCCAGGGCCCGACCCCACGCCCAGCCUCACCGGCUCCUGUCCCCAGGGCUGGGGGUCGGACCCCAAACUCCGGCACUGCUAUAAGGUGUUCACCUCAGAACGGCUGCAGGACAAGAAGACCUGGCUGCAGGCCCAGGGGGCCUGCCGAGAGUUGGGGGCCCAGCUGCUGAGCCUGGCCAGCUAUGAGGAGGAACACUUUGUGGCCAACAUGCUCAACAAGAUCUUUGGUGAAUCAGAGCCCGAGAUCCACGAGCAGAACUGGUUCUGGAUGGGCCUGAACCGUCGAGACCCCGGAGCGGGGCAGAGCUGGCGCUGGAGCGACGGCUUGGGGUUCUCUUACCACAAUUUCGACCGGAGCCGGCACGACGACGACGACAUCAGGGGCUGUGCCGUGCUCGACCUGGCCUCCCUGCAGUGGGUGGCCAUGCAGUGCGAGACGCAGCUGGACUGGAUCUGCAAGAUCCCUCGAGGCACAGAUGUGCGGGAGCCGGACAUCAGCCCACAAGGCCGGCGGGAGUGGCUGCGUUUCCAGGAGGCUGAGUACAAGUUCUUUGAGCACCACUCCACGUGGGCUCAGGCGCAGCGCAUCUGCACGUGGUUCCAGGCCGAGCUGGUCUCCGUGCACAGCCAGGCCGAGCUGGAUUUCCUGGGGCACAACCUGCAGAAGUUGUCCCCAGGCCAAGAGCAGCACUGGUGGAUUGGCCUGCACACUGCAGAGAGUGAUGGGCGUUUCAGGUGGACCGAUGGUUCCAUUAUAAACUUCAUCUCCUGGGCACCGGGUAAACCUCGGCCCAUUGGCAAGGAUAAGAAGUGUGUGUACAUGACCGCCAGCCGAGAGGACUGGGGGGACCAGAGGUGCCUGACCGCCUUGCCCUACAUCUGUAAACGCAGUAACAGCACAGGAGAGCCCCAGCCCCCGGACCUACCACCCACGGCCCUAGGGGGCUGCCCGUCCGGCUGGAACCAGUUCCUCAACAAGUGUUUCCGAAUCCAGGGCCAGGACCCCCAGGACCGGGUGAAGUGGUCAGAGGCACAGUUCUCCUGUGAACAGCAAGAGGCCCAGCUGGUCACCAUUGCAAACCCCUUAGAGCAAGCUUUCAUCACAGCCAGCCUGCCCAAUGUGACCUUUGACCUUUGGAUUGGCCUCCAUGCCUCUCAGAGGGACUUCCGGUGGGUGGAGCAGGAGCCUCUGCUGUAUACCAACUGGGCCCCUGGGGAGCCCUCUGGCCCCAGCCCUGCUCCCAGCGGCAACAUCCCGACCAGCUGCGCGGUGGUCCUGCACAGCCCCUCCGCUCACCUCACUGGCCGCUGGGACGAUCGGAGCUGCGCGGAGGAGACACAUGGCUUCAUCUGCCAGAAGGGCGCAGACCCUUCCCUGAGCCCGUCCCCAGCAGCGUCGCCCCCUGCCCCGGGCACUGAGCUCUCCUACCUCAACGGCACCUUCCGGCUGCUGCAGAAGCCUCUUCGCUGGCAGGACGCCCUCCUGCUGUGUGAGAGCCGCAACGCCAGCCUGGCGCGUGUGCCUGACCCCUACACCCAGGCCUUCCUCACACAGGCUGCCCGAGGGCUGCGCACCCCACUCUGGAUCGGGCUGGCCAGUGAGGAGGGCUCCCGACGGUACUCCUGGGUCUCGGAGGAGCCGCUGAGCUACGCAAGCUGGCAGGACGGGGAGCCCCAGCAGCCAGGGGGCUGCGCCUACGUGGAUGUAGACGGCGCCUGGCGCACUGCCAGCUGCGACACCAAGUUGCAGGGGGCCGUCUGCAGCAGGAGCCGCGGGCCCCCUCCUCCCCGAAGAAUAAGCUACCACGGCAGCUGUCCCCAAGGGCUGGCCGACUCCGCGUGGAUUCCCUUCCGGGAGCACUGCUACUCCUUCCACAUGGAGCUGCUGCUGGGCCACAAGGAGGCGCUGCAGCGCUGCCAGCGAGCGGGUGGGGCGGUCCUGUCCAUUCUGGAUGAGAUGGAGAACGUGUUUGUCUGGGAGCACAUGCAGAGCUCUGAGGGCCAGAGUCGGGGUGCCUGGCUGGGCAUGAACUUCAACCCCAAAGGAGGCACCCUGGUCUGGCAGGACAACACAGCUGUGAACUACUCCAACUGGGGGCCCCCUGGCCUGGGCCCCAGCAUGCUGAGCCACAACAGCUGCUACUGGAUCCAGAGCAGCAGCGGCCUUUGGCGCCCGGGCGCCUGCACCAACGUUACCAUGGGCGUCGUCUGCAAGCUCCCCCGAGCUGAGGAGAGCAGCUUCUCACCAUCAGCAGCGCUCCCCGAGAACCCGGCCGCCCUCGUGGUGGUGCUGAUGGCCGUGCUGCUCCUCCUGGCCCUGCUGACCGCGGCCUUGAUCCUCUACCGGCGGCGACAGAGCGCGGAGCGUGGGACCUUCGAGGGCGCCCGCUACAGCCGCAGCGCCUCUGGCCCCGGCGAGGCCACUGAGAAGAACAUUCUGGUGUCUGACAUGGAAAUGAAUGAGCAGCAGGAGUAGAGCCAAGGGCGGUGGGCAGGGUGGGCACAGGAGGAUUGGGGAGGCCGGACCCUGGGUCAGCCAGGCCCCCCCACCAGCUGCCAGUCCAGGUGGCCUAUGGAGGGUGCCUUUGGGAGCCACUGUUGGGAGCUGGGGCUGAUCAGGGCCUGGCUGGUGGGGUCCCUCCCUCCCAUGAGGGCUGGGCUGAGACCCGGCUGAGUGCAGCGUGGUGUUUCCCUCUGGGGGGAGGCUAAGGUCUUGUCACCUGGGCCUGUGCCCCCACGGUGACCAGAAGCAGGACGGAAGCCUCUUUCUGCCCCUUUUCCCCAGGCCCCCCUGCCCAGGCCUGCUGACCCCAUGUCAUGGGACCCCCGUCUCGUUGCAGAGCCUGAGGAUCCUCCUGGGCCCUCAGCUAGCCUCUGUUGCUUCUCUCCUUCCUGGCAGCCUUGGCUCUGAACUCCCUCUGCCCUCCCCCCUCCCGUUUUUCCUGUAGCCCUUCCUUCUGAGCCAGGGCCCCAGAGUUUGGGGAGCCCUGUUGCUCAUGGUGGGUGUCAGCUAAGGGGCCAAACAUCUGUGACUCCUGUGCCUGCUGGGGUGGCCCAUGGGGCACAGAGGAGGGGCCUGGGUUAAGCCUGAGAACCAGGGCCCCACCGGGGUGUCAGCUGGGCUGGAAACAGGACUGGGAGAGACACCCUGACCCCCAGGGGGUGACCGGGCUGAGGUGUCAUCUCCUGCUGGUUGGGGGAGGGCUCUAUCCCUAAAGAGUCCCCUGUGGGGACCAAAGUAAGUUCCCUAACAUUUCCAGCUCCUGGCUCUGGUUGGAAGAGAGACGGAGGGGGUUGCCAGAGCCCUGGGGCCUCAGAAGCAGGAGACCGCCCUCUAGUGGGGCCCAGAGGAACAGUGCCCCAGCUCCCGGAAGGGCCCAGCCCCAGGGCGCUGACUCAGUGCCUUUCCAAGAGGCCAUCCCUGGACCAGGCUGGGGCGACGGCCAGUCCCUGUGCCAUGGGGCGUGGGACAAUGUGAACACGGACUCAAAGACAUGGUCCUUUUUUGUAGUUCUUAAUUUUUUUAAUGUGCCAUUAUUGUGGAACAAGAAAAGAAAAGAAAAAAGAAAAGCAAACAAAUAA